Rhipicephalus sanguineus (brown dog tick) is the source of this 2017-nucleotide messenger RNA. Its product is annotated as F-box/LRR-repeat protein 12. Gene Ontology annotation, molecular function: protein binding. Bases 151 to 1179 code for a protein of 342 amino acids. Gene Ontology annotation, biological process: SCF-dependent proteasomal ubiquitin-dependent protein catabolic process. NCBI's taxonomy places the organism in Eukaryota, Metazoa, Arthropoda, Arachnida, Ixodida, Ixodidae. The record is from RefSeq and is a predicted model, not a curated record. The transcript is spliced from 3 exons. Gene Ontology annotation, cellular component: SCF ubiquitin ligase complex.
AAAUUUCAGUGGCAACAUUGUGCAUCACAUAAAAAUGGCUGCCGCCAGUUUGAACGAAACUUGCUGGGAUAGCCUGUAUUAACAGACUAUGCAUAAGCAUCAGCUCUGUGUAAAAUUGAAUUGUUUCGCACGAAUAUUCCUCGGCUGACAAUGGACAUCGAACAGCUGCCGGAAAGCCUCCUGCUUGAGGUAUUUCUUCGCCUGGAGUUCAAGGACCUUUGUUCGUGCGCAGGUGUUUGCCGACAGUGGCGACGGGUUGCACAUGAUCAAGUGCUUCGAAGAACGAUUGAUGUGUCGGCGAAUCCUCUGUCAUCUACGUGCGCAUGGCGGCUGAUCCGAGCGCAUGCUGAUGCUAACCUUGUGGAGCUACGAAUGUCAGGCAAAGCUCGAAAGUUCUUCUCCACCAGGAGGUCACAGCAUGCAUACACACGAAAGUUUUUCAAGUAUUUGGCACAACAUUGCCCAUCACUGAAGGUGCUGCAUUUCACAGAUGCCUUCCUUGCACGCAACGUGGUAACAACCAAGAUGUCAAUUUCGGACCUUCCACAGUCCCUUACACACUUGUCAUUGCGCGGUUGCUUCUUUCAUCCGGCCGAGUUUCUUCGUGCUCCGCUUGGCCAGCCCACAAGCUUGCACUUUCUACAGUUUCUGGACCUCGCUGACUGCAAUCUUGUGUCAAGUGUGGAACUGGGCCGGCUUGAACAGUGGCCUUCACUUCGUGCAUUAAGCCUGGAAGGUUGCCACCGGGUCAAUGACGGAGGCCUGAGCAACAUUUUGCCACUUAUAUCCAAUCUGGUCGCCCUGGACAUUGAGGGUACUGAUAUCAGCGAUCGAGGUGUGCAAAUGAUUCUCCUUCAUGGCCUGAACCUCAAGUUUCUCUUUCUUGGCCACACUUCAUGUACUGGCGAAGCAUUUGUGUCUGUUUCAGGCUGUCGUAAGCUGGGGCUGUCCCACAUAUGCCUCAGGAGGACAGUUGUAAAGGAGGAGCAUUUGUAUAGAUUGUUUGAAAUGGUCCCAGACUUGAAGUGGCUGGCUGUGACAAGUCGUCACAUGUUCACCGACGUGACAGCCAGGGUCAAGGAGGCCGUGCCUGCUUCGUGCAACUUUGUGGAGAUUCUGCAGCGCUAUGUCAACGAGAACAAAUUCUGCAAGCACUUUUUGGUUGACAGUAUCCAAUAGCUGAAGCUGGACAAGAGGCAUUAAAUGUCGAGACAUAUAGCGCCUGAUUAGUGGUGUAGGUUUAGGAGAGACUAUUCAAUGCAAAAGACACGCAUAUGCCAGAAGUUCAUCCUUCAUAAAAUACAUUUGCAGAGUGCUAGAUUGUUGAUUGCCUGUUUGAGCUAUGAUAUUAACUAAACCCAUAUGAACUUUUGGAAGCAUUGUAUUUUGGGCAAACAUAUAACCGGUACUUCUUAUUAGGCAUGUUAUGCUUAUUUUUGUACAGAUGCACAGUUGGAUGCUACACACAUUCACGUACAUAAAUGUAUACAUACAUACAGGCUGUUUCAAUUCAGACCAAGCUUCACAGAGCUUAAAGCGGCACCUAAACAGUAUGUAAAUUCGAGAGCAUCACUUGUUGCUGAACGAGCUAAGUGUCGUGGCGAAAUGUUGCACAGCUUGCGGAUGGUGUUCUGCAGAGUGACAUAGUAGUAGUAGAAACUUUAUUGUAGAGUGUCGUAUUGAUUCUUCAUUUGUGUGUGUCUUCACAUUCUUGAUCGGCCUUGAGUGGCGAGAGUGUGGUGACUAUGGUGGCUUUCUUGCAGUGGCGUAAAUGUAGGUAAAUCACGAGGCGGGACACGCACCUUGUCAUAGCGGCCCUUUGGUUUUUAUUUUUAUUUAUAUUAAUAAUAAAAUCAUGCUUUGAAAUAAAAUUUACAAAAAAAACUAGCAUGGGUUCCCAGCUCAUGUAAUUGCAUUGUUCUGUUGAGUCUUCUCCGAAAGCGGUCAAGCGGCAGUUGCGAUUUCAACCGUCUCACAUAGCUGAAGGGUACUGAACACAGGUCUGCACACACUACAA